Phytophthora infestans T30-4 is the source of this 1087-nucleotide messenger RNA. RefSeq lists its product as uncharacterized. The transcript has 5 exons. The coding region runs from base 21 to 878 and encodes 285 amino acids. Lineage: Eukaryota; Oomycota; Peronosporomycetes; Peronosporales; Peronosporaceae. The record is from RefSeq and is a predicted model, not a curated record.
CGACGUCUUAAUCCGCCACCAUGAGCAUCGACUGGUCUCUCGAGUGCUGUAACGACAAGCAGUUCCUGUCCAUCUUCCUCAUCAUCUGCUACGCCGUCGCCAUCUUCAAGCUAUGGCGCGUAUCGAUCCUCCACCCGUUCAAAAUUCUAACGGUGUUCCUACACGAAUUGGGGCACGCGACAGCUGCGUGGCUCACCUGUGGCAGCGUUAAAGGAAUGGAGGUGCAUCCUGACGAAGGUGGUGUGACCAAGACGAUCGGUGGACUCCAGUGGGUUAUCCUCCCUGCAGGUUACCUGGGAUCGGCCGUGUGGGGCAUGGCAUUGACGAUCGCAAGCGCCGACAAAACGGCUUCUGAAGUGGCAGCAGGUGUCCUCAUCUUCUUCCUCCUGAUCUUCAUCUUCUACGCACACAACGGCUACCUCCGCAUCCUGAACUUCUGCUUCAUCUUGCUGCUUGCGGGUCUGCUAGCACUGAACAUUUGGACGACUUUCGACGCUCUCCAAUACGUGACGCUCUUCCUCGGUGUCAUGAGCUGCCUCUUCUCGGUUUACGACAUCUGGGACGACCUCAUUUCCCGUCGCGUAAACGAGAGCGACGCCUCGGUCUUUGCCAAGAUGACGCACACUUCAAGUCGAUGCUGGGGAGUUAUCUGGGGUCUUAUCGCGCUCGUCUCGCUCGUUGCCGCCGUGUAUUUCAACCUGCUCGUUGCAGAAGACUCUGGCGAAUCGCUCACCAACAUCUCCGACGCCUCCUCAGGCACCAAGGUUGCUCUAGCCUGUGCCGUCGUCAUUGUGGCUUUCUCUGUACUGCACACUGGAUUCACGCGGAGAUGCAUGCUGCGGAAACGUGACGGAUUGGGAAGCUACUUUGCCGCUUAACUUUAGAUAUGAUGCUGACGAAGCACCAGACUGUCGUCGGCCAAAUGAUAUUUCUCCGGAAGCGUUCAUUCCUGGAUCGUUACCACCCGACAAGGUACAACUGCAACCUAUACACUUACCUACCAAAACGCUACGUGCUUGAAAAGCACGCACCUUAUAGUUCUAAGGACAUUCGUUGUCCGAAAGGCUUUCGAUCUUUUAUUCGCUUG